AUGGCAGAUGUGAAUGAAUAUUUCUCUAUUGACUUGUCUAAUGAUGGAGGUAUGAGUGAGGAUGAUGAUUCUGUGGCAGUGGCUGAUGAUGGCAAUGGCAAUAAUGAGAAUUCUAAUCCAGAUCGUUGCAAAUUAAUCCCUGACUUGACAGCUGAUGAGAUAAGGGAGCUGGUGUUUUGUUCUGAGAAGGAUGCUGUUGAAUUUUACCAACACUAUGCCCAUUUCAAAGGUUUUGGUGCAAGGAAAGAUGAUGUCCGUCGUGAUCGAAAGGGUAAUAUUAUUAGUCGUCAAUUGGUGUGUAAUAGGGAAGGUGAGAGACAUGAGAAGCAUUUGAAUAAGGUUAGCCGAGUCAAAGAAGCAAAGCCUAUUACCAGAGUGGCUUGCCCAGCAAAGUUCCGUGUCCGUUUUCAUGCAGACUCAAGCAAGUGGAAGGUUGUGCUAUUUGAACCAGAACACAAUCAUGGGUUGACACCUGCAUCCCACGUUCAUUUGAUGCCCUCAUUCAGGGGAUUGACUGAUGGUGACAAGGCUCAAGUAGACAGUCUAAAGCUGUAUGGGGUGAGAAGUUGCAACAUAAUGGGGCUUUUGAUGGGUCAGAAAGGUGGGCAUGAAUCGGUGGGUUUUCUGAAAAAGGACUUAUAUAAUCAUGUUGAUAAGAAGAAAAGGAUAAGUUUAGGUGCUGGAGAUGCAGCCAGUGCAUUGAGUUAUUUGCAGCGUAAGGGGGAGAAGGAUCCCAUGUUUUUUUUCAAAUUCACAAGAUCAGGUGAAGAAAAUCUUGAAAACUUGUUUUGGUGCGAUGGAACAAGUCGCCUUGAUUACCAAGCGUUUGGAGAUGUCAUUGUUUUUUACAGCACCUACAAGAAGAACAAGUACAACAAACCGGUUGUUAUCUUUUCUGGCUACAAUCAUCACAAGGAGACUACAAUUUUUGCAUGUGCCUUGGUUUGUGAUGAGACCAUUGAGACUUACAAAUGGGUCCUGAAAGCCUUGGAUGAAGCUAUGUUUGGAAAGCAACCCAAAGCUGUUGUGACUGAUGGAGACAAAUCUAUGCGUGAAGCAGUGAAGGUUGUGUUUCCUAAUGCUACUCAUAGGCUUUGUGGAUGGCAUAUUCAGCAAAACUGUCUUGAGAAAAUUAAGAUUCCAGAUUUCUUGAAUGAAUUUAAGACUUUGAUUUAUGGGAAUUUCACUCCAGAAUGUUUUGAAACUAAAUGGCUGCAAGUGAUUGAAAAGUAUGGUAUUGGUGAGGAAAAAUGGAUUAAACAGACGUAUGAAACUAGGCAGAUGUGGGCAACUGCGUUUAUGCGAGAGAAAUUUUUUUCCGGUAUCAGGACUACCUCUCUAUGUGAAGGCAUUAACUCAUUUAUUAAGAGGUAUGUGCAGUGCAAAAAUAGCAUCCUUGAUUUCAUUUAUAACUUUGAGAGAGCUGUGGAGGAGUAUAGGCAUAAUGAGUUAGCCUCUGAUUUCAAGUCAAGUUAUGGUGAGCAUGUCUUGAUUACUGCUUUGAGUCACAUUGAACAAGGGGCAGCAAAGUUGUUGACAUUGAAUAUGUUUAGGGAAGUGAGACAUAUGAUUCAACGAGCACUUAACCUUAAUCUUGUUGAACGAUCAGAGAUUGGUACCACAGUGAUGAUAAAGUUUAGCAUUUGUCGUCAUCCAAACACUCAGUUCUUGGUCAUUUAUGACAAGAAUCAGAACAUGUUUGAUUGUGAUUGUGGGUUUUCUGAAUAUGUUGGCAUACCUUGUUCUCACAUUAUAUGUGCAAUGAGAACUGAGAACAUGAAUGAAUUCCCUGCUAGUCUUGUUUCUAAAAGGUGGCUGAAGACUGCAAAGGCUGAUUCAUUACAAUCUAUCCCUGCUAUGGAGGUUGAUACUGAUAGAAUGAAAAUGCUGCGUAGAGGUGCAAUUUCUGCUGCAUGCAAAUUUCUGAGUGAAUAUGGUGCUGAUGACUCUUUUGAUUUCUCAAAUGUUAUCGAGGACAUAUACAAGCUUGUCAUGAAAUUUCAGAAACGUCGCCAUCCCAAUUCUGCUGCAACCAAUUUAUUUGUCAUUGGUGACCCAGCUGUUGUCAAAACAAAGGGCGCUCCACGGAAGAAGAAGUAUGAGAAGACGAAAAGGCUAUGCUCUAAUUGCAGAAAGGGUGGCCACACAAUCAGGACAUGUCCUACAUUAUUUGAGGGUAAUGAAGUUGGAGAAAGUUUUGCAGAUGCUGAAGAAGAUGAAGAUUCAUCUGUUGAAAUUGAUGGUGAUAACACUGCUGAUACUCCUGUGCCAUCAUUAGGAGGAGAUAAUGGAGGGCCCAGUUCAAUGAGUACAGUCAAAGCCAAAAGAAAGGUGGAAGAUAGAAGAACCCAAAAUGAUGUUAAACGCAACACUGGAAGUUCCCAAGCUAUGGUGUCACCAACUAUUGAGCAACCUCAAGCUGAUAUUGAAGCCCCUCCAAUGAGUUUCCCAAGUGGGUUCAAUUUGUUUCCCCAAUUCCCUGCGAGCCAGAUUUUACAAUCUUUCCAUCCUUUUGCUUCAUACCAGCAAUCACCUUAUGGCACUCAGUAG
Lotus japonicus is the source of this 2550-nucleotide messenger RNA. RefSeq names its product protein FAR1-RELATED SEQUENCE 5-like. The coding region runs from base 1 to 2550 and encodes 849 amino acids. The transcript has 3 exons. NCBI's taxonomy places the organism in Eukaryota, Viridiplantae, Streptophyta, Magnoliopsida, Fabales, Fabaceae. The record is from RefSeq and is a predicted model, not a curated record. Gene Ontology annotation, molecular function: zinc ion binding; nucleic acid binding.